Symbiodinium sp. CCMP2592 is the source of this 1452-nucleotide messenger RNA. Lineage: Eukaryota; Dinophyceae; Suessiales; Symbiodiniaceae. The record is from the annotation of a GenBank genome assembly.
AUGCCUGCACUUUCUGCCGAGCAGCUCGUUGCCUUGUACGAGUUGGUGAAGAAGUGUGGCUUGCCCGACUCCAUGAAGGAGGAGCUCAAUGCUCUUGUGGACAGCAAAGCCACCGGUGACAGCUCUGCAAGUAAGCCAGUUUCGCCGACGGAUUGCUUCAACCUCAUCGAUUUCUUCACAGCUUCGGAGUUGAAUCAGUUGGAGGCAUGCAGCAUGUGGCAAGGUGCUUCGAUCGUGGCAUCUCGUUUGAAGAUGCUUGGCUUUCGAGCCAUGAAGGAGUCAACCAAAAAGUCGGCGACUGCGGUGCCCGUUUGGUUCGAGACAAGGCGGGCCAAGGACAUGGUCCCACCGGAUGGCGAUUCAGUGUAUUCGUUGUCUCAGCAUGCGCAUUACGCCUUCGUCACAAGCACUACACCGGUGCCGGCAGGAGUUCCAACCUUGCCCAGCUUUCCUUCCAACCCGAAGCACUUGAGCAAGGACCACUUCCAGGCAGCUUACCCGGACGAGCCACCUGCUACCGGCAAGUCCUUCCCAGGUCUGGCAGAGAUGAGGAACCAUCAUGCUUGGCUUCGGAACUCCAGCAACUCAGUGAGCCAGGAAGGUAAGAAGAAGGUUACUCGGGUUGGGAAGGCUGCCAGCCAAGUGCAAGCUCAAGCUCCCACCCUCGUGCUGGACCAGCAGCAACAGCAACAGCAGCAAAUGCUUUGCAUUGGCAACUUCUUGAACUCGAUGCACCAGAAGUUCCAGUGCAACCAGCCUGCACUCAACUUGUCCUUUCCUCAGCCUGGGCGAGGCCAGGUUACUGGUCUGCCGUUGCAAAAUGGCCUUGGCCAGUUCGCUUCGCAGAACAACGGUGCUCAGCCUGGUGCUUUGCCUUUCCAGAAUGGCUUCCAAAGCAACCCUACUCAGCCUGGUCAGCUGGCUUUGCAGAACGGCUUCCAGAACAACCCUACUCAGCCUGGUCAGCUGGCUUUGCAGAACGGCUUCCAGAACAACCCUGCUCAGCCUGGUCAGCAGCCAGCUGCUUGCACAGCUGUGGGCCAAGGUGCUGCUUCUGCAGGCCUUCAGCUUCCUGCUGCCGACCCCGAGCCGGAGCAAGCGGAGGAGCAGGAGGAGGCCGGUGCAGGGUUGCAAGCUUUCGAAGAACGGGCUUUCGAGAAGCUACAGAAGAAGCAGGGGAUUUUGAAGACCAUUCAUGAGAAAGGCCUGCCCGAGGUUGUUCACACAAAGGCGAUGCUGGAAGCAACUCGAAAAGAGAUAUCUUCUUGGAAUGCCUACGGCAGCCUGCUUCAAUCCUGCAAAGUCAUCGAUGUGCAUGGUGCAGAGAAAGACCUCAUGUUCCUGAACUUGCACAGCCUCUUGCACGGACUCUUCAAGCAGGGUGGGUCUUUCACAGAUCUUUUGAGAAGCUGCCACAGUCGGAAUCCAUCGAGUGCUGCCAACCCAUAUUGA